Tetrahymena thermophila SB210 is the source of this 2286-nucleotide messenger RNA. RefSeq names its product cullin family protein. The record is from RefSeq and is a predicted model, not a curated record. Lineage: Eukaryota; Ciliophora; Oligohymenophorea; Hymenostomatida; Tetrahymenidae. Gene Ontology annotation, molecular function: ubiquitin protein ligase binding. The transcript is spliced from 10 exons. Gene Ontology annotation, biological process: ubiquitin-dependent protein catabolic process; protein ubiquitination. Gene Ontology annotation, cellular component: cullin-RING ubiquitin ligase complex.
AUGGAGAACUAAUAAAUGAGCGAUUUAUAGCAAGCUAUUUCAAAAAUAGAAGCAACUUAAUAGAAGCUUAUUGAUUUUUUGUCAAGCGGGCAAGAUAUAUAGAUAUCUAACAAAGAAUAUAUGCAUUGUUAUGAUCUACUUUGCAAGGUCAACUUUAAUAGGCAGAAUAGAGAAGAAAUGCAAUUAUUUGAUUGGUUUUCUCAAUAAAUGGAAUAAUAUCUAGACAAUCAAUUUUAGAGAAAAAUUUAAGUGCUGACAGGUGAGGAGUAUUUAGAAAAAGUUAAAGAAGAAUGGCAAAAUUUAUAAUUAUAUUUAUUUUGGCUAAAAUUCAUCUUUACCAAGUUUGAUUAGUCUUACAAAGCACUCCAUGGGUAAUCUUUAUCUGGAAAGACUUUUACGUUGCUGAGAGAAAGAAUAUUUAUAAGAAAUAAGGAGAUUAUAUAUUAAAUUAUAUUUGAUUUUUUAAAUAAACACAGGGAUGAUCUCUAAGUUCCCUUUUAGCUGAUAGUCAAGAUUUUACAAUAUUUUGUUGAGCUUGGGUAUGCUGAGAACGUUCAAUUAGUUAAGUAUAAAGAUCUUUAAGGUUUUUCAAAGUUUGGAUAUGUAUCGUAGUAGUGUAAAGAAGAUUUGAGUUAUUAUAGGGAGCAUUUUGAACAGAGAUUAAUUGAUAAUGCAAAAGAAUACUGGAAUAAAAAGAGUGCUUAAUGGCUUGAAGAUUUUUCUGUUCCAGAAUUUGUAAAAAAUGCUAAAUACGCACUAGAAAGAGAAAAGGAAAGAUCUUAGCAAUGUUUUAAGUGGAGUUAUAAGCUCUACAUGGAUACAUGUGAAAAGGAAAUUAUAUCAAAUAAUGCAAAAGAACUUAUUGGAAAUAAGUCAAGUGGAUUAGCUAAUAUGAUUAAGCAAGAUAAGUAUUAAGAAAUUUAAGAACUAUACAAUUUAAUGAAUUAUCGUAGAGAAGAUACGAUUUCUAUCUUAUCAUCUGAACUUAAUAGCUACAUAAAGACUGUAGGAAACGAUAUAAAUAAUAAUGAGUAACUGAACAAAGACUCAAAAGAAUAUAUUAGGGAAGUAAUUAGCUUUUAUAAAAAAAUUGAUGGUAUUAUAAAGGAGUAGCUAAAUAAAGAGUAAGACAUUCAAAUGGCUAGAGAUAGAGGAUUCAGGGAAUUUUUAAAUAAAAAUGAUAAAUAUAUUUUCUUCUUAGCAAAGCAUUGUGAUUAGGAGCUGAGAGUUGGUAUGAAAGGAAACAGUGAAACAGAAAUAGACGAAAAACUUUAAGAUAUUAUUGAUAUAUUUUUGUGUUUUGAUAGCAGAGAUUCUUUCAUUACUCACUACCAAAAAUUUUUAGCAUUAAGACUUUUGUAAGGAAAUACCCUUUCAGAUGAAAAUGAGAAAAAACUGAUUACUCUUAUUAAAAAAGAAAUGGGUAAAUCUACUACCAAUAAGUUAACUGAAAUGUGCACUGAUAUGGUUGUAAAUUAAGAAACAAUGAACGACAUAAAGAAAAAGAUGAAAGAGAUAGACUCUAGAAAAUGUGAUGAAAUAGAUUGGAAAAUUACCAUUUUAACAAGUGGACACUGGACCAUACAAAAAGAUAUUCUUGAUGUACCAAAUGAAUUAAUUUGGAUAGCAGAUACUUAUAUCAAGCUUUAUAAAGAGAAGCACAAAGGUCGUAAAAUAGACUGGGCUUUCUCCCAAGGAAAUGCAGAAAUUUCAACUAAAUUUGAUAAAAAAUACACCUUAGAUGUUACAAACUACUAACUAUUGAUCCUUUUAAUGUUCAACAAGGCAGAUUCCUACACUUUCAAAAAUAUUUCCGAUGUGUUAAAAAUUCCUUUGCCUGAACUCCACCUUAAUCUAAUAACCUUGUGUAAACACAAGCUUUUUAACAGAGAUAGCAAAAAUGACCUAAGUGAAUUUAAAGAUGAUGAAGUGAUCAGUGUGAACACAAAGUUUAGUUCAAAAAUAGUUAAAAUAAAAAUGCAUCCUAAUCCUGAAUUAAAAAAAGCAUUGAAAAAUCAAGAAAAAACAGUAAAUGUAAAUGAAAAUGAAAUCGAAGGUGAGUUAAAAAAAUUAAGAGAGCAUUAAUUAGAUGCAUGCAUUGUAAGAAUCAUGAAAUCUAGAAAAACUUUAGCUCUUAACGAUUUGAAUGCUGAAGUUGUAAAACUUAUUGGUCAUAUUUUUAAACCUUAACCAUAAUAGAUUAAGCAAAGAAUAGAAUCUCUUAUUGAAAGAGACUAUCUAAUCAGGCAUAUUGAUGAUAGAACAAAAUUCAUUUACAAACCAUGA